This is a messenger RNA of Paramecium octaurelia, 1386 nucleotides long. The record is from the annotation of a GenBank genome assembly. Lineage: Eukaryota; Ciliophora; Oligohymenophorea; Peniculida; Parameciidae.
AUGAAUCAAAACGAUCUAUAUCAAAUUGAAGGAUUAAACUUCACCAAAGGCAGAAAGACUCAAAUUUACAUUCUACAAGAGCCCUUAGGAUUCAAGCUACUAGUAUUUAUUAACCUCAAUAUAUAGGACCCUUUGAAUUUAAGUUUCAAAUUAUUGGUUUAUUGGAGCGAUGAGAGUGUAUUAUUGGAUUGGAAUGAUUACAUUGAAGGAAUUUGCUCUAAUGAAUUAUACUUUAGACUCUUUUAUUAAGGGGAAGAAUACAAAAUUCAGGGUUCUGCUGAAUAACUGGACGAGUUGUAUGAUUUUUGUUCUGGAAAGUUCAUUUAUAAAAAAAGUAAUAUCUUUAUAAAGAAUUCGGUUAUAUAGACUAAUGCACAAUAUGAAGUAUAUAAAUAUAUUAAGCUAAGCUGAAUUUAGUAAUGAAUGUCAAAGAAAAUAAACAGUACAUUGAGAAAAGAAUAUUUUCCAGCUUAAUUUCUUAAAGGUUGGAGAUGUCGAACUCAUUUAACACUCAACUAGGUCAAGACAGCAUACCAGAGGAAGUGAGGAUCAUCUAAUUAUUGAAUGCUUAGAAUUGUCCUUACAUAAUGAAAAUUUAAUCAAUCACAUAUGAUGGUGAUUACUAUUCUUUAAUCUACACAAACAAAAAUUUAAUAUCUUUAAGGUAGAUUUUAAAAAUGCAAAAAAUGGGCUUGCCUCUCUCUUUCGUAAUUGAGAUUUUGGAACAAUUGCUAAUCGGUAUGGAAUAAUUCUAAUGUUAGUGUUAAACAUUUUCCAAGAGCUUCAAAUUAUUCAUAAUGGAAUUAAUUUGGAUAUGAUUAAUUAUUCUCUGGAAUCCAACUCUAUUGUAGUUAGUAAUUUCUCAUCCUCCACUUUUGAAUGCAAUAAAGGAAGGCCUAUGUAUAUAUAUCUCAUUAGUUUAGAAAGGGAAAUACUAUAGGAUUUAUUCCUCCCGAGUAUUUAAAUAAAUACCUAAUCUCGCCAUAAGCCAAUAUUUUCUAACUAGGCACUUUGUUAUAUCAUCUGUAAUUGUAUUGUUCAUAUCUAAGGUUAUUCAAUCAAAAUCCUUUUGGAAAUGACCCAUAAACAUAACUUCAAAACAACAUUUCAGGAAAAUAUAACAUCCUAAAUACAAAUAUUGAUAAGGAUAUCAUCGAUUUACUUAAAUCUAUGAUGCAAAUAAAUCCUUAAAAGAGAAAAACCCCUAAGGAGUAUUUGUGCUCAAAGAUUUUUAAACCUUAAUAUCGAUCUAAGAUUUCUAAAAACUCAUUCUUAUCAUUUCUUCAAGAGAAUCGUCUUUCGAAAAUCUUUGAAUUUGAAGUUGAGAAUGAAAAUCCCACCAUACAAAACAUUAAAUCUCUUUCUAUAAAUAAAAAAAAGAAUUGA